Messenger RNA from Ilex paraguariensis (yerba mate), 648 nucleotides. The record is from the annotation of a GenBank genome assembly. Lineage: Eukaryota; Viridiplantae; Streptophyta; Magnoliopsida; Aquifoliales; Aquifoliaceae.
AUGCUAGACAAUCUUACUAAAACACUUAACCAUCCUAAGGUGAAAAACUCAACCAAAGCCAAGGUUUUGAUGCGUGCUAUGUAUGGAGUUAAGGUGGUAACUUUGUUUGUUUGUAGCAUCUUUAUGGCUGCAUUCUCAGGUUCGGCAAAGAAGUUGAGGGAUUUCCAAGUUCUCGAAAUAUGCUUGUGGGCAGAAGCUUUUAUCGAGCUACAGUUUUUUGUUAACAGAGGGAUAAGAAAUACAUUUUCAAGUGAUUUGGGGAAGAAGAGUGAGAAGCUUUCACAAGGAUUAGAUGUUCUUGCAAAGGAAGUGGAUGGCUUCUUCCAUAUUGUUUUGAUCGAAUUGGAUGCUUUGCUUUGCAACUUAAGAGUGGGUAAAUGUUCAUCCUUUUGACCCGCACCAUUGUUCUUGCUUUAUUUGUAUAUUUUCUUUUAUUUAUCUACUGCAAUUUUUGAGUUUGAUGUUUGCAUCAAGCUAACAACUUUGAACAUUUUUUUUAAGUCACUAUGCACACCAGUGUUUCGAUAUAGGUUUCUGAAUUGAUGCUUUAGUUGCUUAAAAUGAACAUUCUAAGCAAGGAGUUUGUUGGAGUAAUAAGUAGUGGUUUAAAUCAGAACUUGCUAGGCACCCUUUGCGAGGAGAGUAGGC